Seminavis robusta is the source of this 666-nucleotide messenger RNA. Lineage: Eukaryota; Bacillariophyta; Bacillariophyceae; Naviculales; Naviculaceae. The record is from the annotation of a GenBank genome assembly.
AUGGCUCCAGUGGCCCCAGCCAUCACAGUUGCGCCCAAUGCUUCAGUGGUCAAUCCAACCACGCCUCCUGGGAUCAGGCUGCCAGGAGACAGCAGGACAACACCACAAUCUGCCAGCCCAACCACCAUGCACGGCCUUCAGAACAAUUGGAGCAGGAACCAGAGCCCCAUGUCCCUCUAUCAGGUCAGUGUGGUCAACCAGUGGUUGGAUUCUUCAAAAAAACUGAGUACAAAGCAGGAAGAAGUCUUCCAUAACUCAGUCAGGCAUGCAAUCGAACACUAUGGUAGCGCCGCCAACAUGGACAACGUUGCCGAGCUCGCUGCCGAAUCAUUCGAUCGAAUGCACUUCAACAUGAUGGGGCAGGGCAACGCUGGUCUCAGGGGUAGGCUGAGGCCCCAGCAUGCCAAAGCUUUGCUCAGACAGGGGGGUAUGCUGGUUCAGAUGGCCGCCAUCAAUCAACAUGCCACUGGAAAGAGAAAGGCUGCUCCGAAGCAAGGCGGUCUGACCAAAGCCAAGCUGUUGGACUCCUCCACAAGCUUCGCAGACAUGAAGAAUUGGUCCAGGGUCCUGGGAAAGUCCAUCAAAAAGACAAAGCCAGAGAUGAAAGAGGUUCUGCUGCAGUGCUUUGAGGGCCAGCCAGAAGGCCAUGUGUUCCACUCCCAUUAG